AUGUCCGCGCCGUCGCCCAUCCCGCCGCCCAACGACCGGCGGAACUCGCGCGCGUCGAGCAGCAGCAGCCUGCCGCUACAGACGCCAGACGAUGUGGCCGCAGAGCCGGGCGAGUUGCGAAUGGUCGGUGGCCCUCCCAGCAGUCCCUCGCCGUUCGCUCUGCGCGUGUCAAACUCACCAUCUUCGAAGCGUCGCCGCAGCCGAAUCGUCAAAGUCCCGCCCGAGCUCGCCGCCCUCGAGUACGUGUCGACGCCCGACAGCAACCUCGUCUGCCUCAUCUGCCACGCGCCCUUCGACAAGCCCGUCCAGCUGCCGUGCGAGCACUACUUCUGCCAUGACUGUCUCGAGCAUGCCUGGGCCCCGCAGCCCAAUGCCCGCAAGACGUGCCCCACGUGCCGCCACAAUAUUGAGACCACUCGCGACCUGCGUCCCGUGCCCAAGAUCAUCGAGCACAUGCUGGACGAGCUUGUAGUCAAGUGCUCCAACAGCAAGGCUGGGUGCGACUGGGUCGACCACCGCGUCAAUGUCCACGACCAUGUCAUGAUAUACUGCGAAUACACGCCGGUGGAGUGUCCCGUGAGGGAGUGUCGUCUGCACAUUCCCCAGAAGGACUACCACAAGGGCUGCCUGCACUACACCGUCAACUGCGAUGACUGCCACACCUCCCUGAUGAAGAAAGAUCUCGAGGUAAGUCUGGUGACCAUGUUGACAUGCCUGUGCGCGGUCGAGGUCCUGCGUCUCGACUUGAAGAACCACGUCAACAGGGACUGCCCCAAGCACAUCAUAUCUUGCCAGGGCGCCAUUGUCGGUUGUCCCUUCAGAGACGAGCGCGCAGACGUCUUGCAUCAUGAAAAGGCAUGUGCCAUGGCGACCAUGGCCCCUCAUUUCCGCGAACAACAGGCUCGCAUCGAGCGGAAUGAGGCGCGCAUGGAGCCGCUGAUCAGGAAGGUUGGCGUUCUCGAGGACGGCCUCACCAACAUCACCAACAUGCUGUACCCAGCCAAUUCGAACGAUGCCUCCUUUCCGGUCACGGAUCCCUUGGACCCCAACGAUGCCGAGGCCCCCACAGACUUCAAUUUGCCGCCAGCUUCAUUUCCACCCGUUACACAAGACAACGAGAAUUCUCAAGCCCAGCCACCUUUUGACUCACAGGUGCACCACCUCCUUACACUCCACGACUCCCUUCGCGAAGAAGUGUCUCGCAUUACCAACGCCAUGACCGAGCUCGAGGGCCGUGCCAACAUGAUGGUCUUCAACGAGAGCACGCGCGUAAAGGAGGAGAUGCUGCGCACCAACACCGCCAUCAACAGCAUGCGCAUGCAGCUGCAUUGGCUAAUGAGCUCACACCUCCACAACCGGUCCAACUCUGCUGGUAGCUCAUCAGCUAGAACUACCGGUGGUACGACCACCGCUACCAGCAGCGGCAGUAAUGUUACCCCAGGAGCUAAUGUCAGACCUGGACCGAGUGGGACAAUGCAGUCUUUUCGGCGCCUGAGCGAUUCGACUCGACAGGACACAAAGCUCUGA
This is a messenger RNA of Parastagonospora nodorum SN15, 1527 nucleotides long. RefSeq lists its product as hypothetical. Gene Ontology annotation, molecular function: zinc ion binding. The transcript is spliced from 2 exons. Bases 1 to 1527 code for a protein of 508 amino acids. The record is from RefSeq and is a predicted model, not a curated record. NCBI's taxonomy places the organism in Eukaryota, Fungi, Ascomycota, Dothideomycetes, Pleosporales, Phaeosphaeriaceae.